Molecule: messenger RNA, 2721 nt
Organism: Strigops habroptila (Kakapo)
Lineage: Eukaryota; Metazoa; Chordata; Aves; Psittaciformes; Psittacidae
Gene: AKT2
Product: AKT serine/threonine kinase 2
Exons: 14
Coding region: 307-1752 (481 amino acids)
Biological process (GO): protein phosphorylation
Molecular function (GO): protein serine/threonine kinase activity; ATP binding
Source: RefSeq, a predicted model, not a curated record
GGGGGCGGGGCCGGGCUUCCCGCGCCUGCGCGCGCUCCCCUCCCGCGCUUCGGCGCAUGCGCAGCGGCGGCGCCUGGAGCCGAGCGGGGUCUUUCCCCGUCUCCGGUUCCCCACGCCCCCCCCCUCCACUUUCCGUGUCCCGCCGCCACCGUCUCCGGUUCCUCUCCCGCUUCCCGGGCUCCGGCACCGCGGCCGCCGCCGAAGAACCGGAGGGAGUGGAACCGGGAUGAGCGGCAGCAGCCGGCGGGGCCCGCGGCGUCCAUGACAGGUCCUGGCCGGCGUUAGCCCCGGCGCCGCGGCCCCGCCAUGAACGAGGUGCUGGUGGUGAAGGAGGGGUGGCUGCACAAGAGAGGUGAAUACAUCAAGACGUGGCGACCCCGAUACUUCCUCCUCAAGAGCGACGGCUCCUUCAUCGGCUACAAGGAGCGGCCGGAGAGCCCGGAUCAGAGCCUGCCCCCCCUCAAUAACUUCUCCGUGGCCGAGUGCCAGCUGAUGAAGACGGAGCGCCCGCGGCCCAACACCUUCGUCAUCCGCUGCCUGCAAUGGACAACGGUCAUCGAGAGGACGUUCCAUGUGGAUACCCCGGAGGAGCGCGAGGAGUGGAUGCGAGCCAUCCAGACGGUCGCCAACAGCCUGAAGAACCAGGAGCCGGAGGUGGAUGCCAUGGAAUACAAGUGUGGAUCCACGGAUGGCCCCGGCGCCGAGGACAUGGAAGUGGCCAUCGGCAAAUCCCGCGCCAAGGCCACAAUGAACGACUUUGAUUACCUGAAGCUCCUGGGAAAAGGGACCUUUGGGAAGGUGAUCCUGGUGCGGGAAAAGGCCACCGGGCGCUAUUACGCCAUGAAGAUCCUCCGCAAGGAAGUCAUCAUCGCCAAGGACGAGGUGGCUCACACCGUGACCGAGAGCCGGGUGCUGCAGAACACCCGGCACCCCUUCCUCACCGCGCUCAAAUACGCUUUCCAGACCAACGACCGCCUCUGCUUCGUAAUGGAAUACGCCAACGGCGGCGAGCUCUUUUUCCACCUCUCGAGAGAACGUGUCUUCACCGAGGAUCGGGCCCGCUUCUACGGCGCCGAGAUCGUUUCCGCCUUGGAAUAUCUCCAUUCCCGGGAUGUGGUUUACAGGGACAUCAAGCUGGAAAACCUCAUGUUGGAUAAAGACGGCCACAUCAAAAUCACCGACUUCGGCCUCUGCAAGGAGGGCAUCAGCGAUGGAGCCACCAUGAAGACCUUCUGCGGCACCCCCGAGUACCUGGCGCCGGAGGUGCUGGAGGACAACGACUACGGGCGCGCCGUGGACUGGUGGGGCCUGGGGGUGGUGAUGUACGAGAUGAUGUGCGGCCGCCUCCCCUUCUACAACCAGGACCACGAGCGGCUCUUCGAGCUCAUCCUGAUGGAAGAGAUCCGCUUCCCGCGCACCCUGAGCCCCGAGGCCAAGGCGCUCCUGGCCGGGCUGCUCAAGAAGGACCCCAAGCAACGGCUGGGGGGGGGUCCCCGCGACGCCCAGGAGGUGAUGGAGCACCGGUUCUUCGCCCCCAUCAACUGGCAGGACGUGGUGCAGAGGAAGCUGGUGCCCCCCUUCAAGCCGCAGGUGACGUCGGAGAUCGACACCCGCUACUUCGACGACGAGUUCACGGCUCAGUCCAUCACCAUCACCCCCCCCGACCGCUCAGACGACGCUCUGGGCUCCCCAGAGAGCGACCACCGGACGCACUUCCCGCAGUUCUCCUACUCUGCCAGCAUCCGGGAAUGACGGAGCCGGAGCCGGAGCCGGGGGGGGACGACCCGGAGGGCAGGACCCCCCCAUGGGCUCCGUCAGCCCCCGCCAUGGGUCCCAUCAGCCCCCCCCCCGUGGGCUCCAUCCAGCCCCACACAUCCCGCGCUGCCGGCUCCGCCUUGAAGCCACCUGGAUCCCAAGCGGGACUCGACAGGAAUCCAAGUGGAUCCCAACUGAAGCGCAACCGGAUCCCAGGUGAAACUCAACCGGAUCCCAACUGGAAUCCAUCGAGGACUCAACUGGUUCCCAACUGGAUCUCAACCAGAUCCUGACCGGAUCCCAACCAGGACUCAACCACAUCCCAACCGGAUCCCAGCUGGAUCUCAACUGGGAUUCAACCGGUACCCAGCCAGGACUCAACUGCAUCCCAACCGGAUCCCAAACCGGAUCCCAACCAGGACUCAACUGCAUCCCAACCGGAUCCCAACUGGAUCUCAACCGGGAUUCAACCAGAUCCCAACUGGAUCCCAACUGGAUCUCAACCAGGAUUCAACCGGUACCCAACCAGGACUCGACUGCAUCCCAACUGGAUCCCAACUGGAUCUCAACCAGAUCCCAAACCGGAUCCCAACCAGGACUCAACUGCAUCCCAACCAGAUCCCAAUUGGAUCUCAACCGGGAUUCAACCACAUCCCACCCGGAUCGCAGCCGGAUCCCACCCAUGGCGCUGGGGCUGGAUGCCGGGCCCCCCCCGCACCCCACAUUUGGCUUUGCCGGUGCCUUACCCGCGGUGACGGCGUCACCGGAACCCGCUCCUGGUGCUCCCGGUGCUCCCGGCUCCGGCCCCACGGACGCUGCGGCAAACGCCGGCCCCAUGGAGGCGAAUUGACUCAAACCGGGGUGGCGCCGGGGGGGGGGGGGUGGACGGGACACAGGGGGUGUCCCCCCCCCCAAAUUUGGGGGCCCCCCCGGACGGUACGAGCAAUAAACUGGGAGAUUUUUGGA